This is a messenger RNA of Cladophialophora yegresii CBS 114405, 1647 nucleotides long. RefSeq names its product inosine-5'-monophosphate dehydrogenase. Gene Ontology annotation, biological process: GTP biosynthetic process. Gene Ontology annotation, molecular function: IMP dehydrogenase activity. The coding region runs from base 1 to 1647 and encodes 548 amino acids. Gene Ontology annotation, cellular component: cytoplasm. NCBI's taxonomy places the organism in Eukaryota, Fungi, Ascomycota, Eurotiomycetes, Chaetothyriales, Herpotrichiellaceae. The record is from RefSeq and is a predicted model, not a curated record. The transcript has 3 exons.
AUGCCUAUUGCUAAUGGAGACGUCGCCAACGGCACUCCUGUCAGCCGCAAGGUGGAGGUGCUGGACCAUUGCAAGGCCCUGCAAGUCCUCGAAUCCGCCUACGAGUCGCGCGACGGGCUCGAUAUAACGAGUCUUCUCAAUUCGAAAGAGAACGGGGCGUUGACAUACAAUGACUUCCUUGUUUUGCCUGGUUAUAUCGGCUUCGCGGCGUCUGAAGUCGCGCUCGAUUCUCCUGUCACAAAGCGCAUAUCCCUUAAGACCCCUCUCCUCUCAUCGCCUAUGGAUACCGUUACAGAAGAGUCAAUGGCCAUACACAUGGCUCUGCUGGGUGGUUUAGGUGUAAUCCACCACAACUGCUCAGCUGACGAGCAGGCCGACAUGGUCAGGAAAGUCAAGAGAUACGAGAACGGUUUCAUUUCAGACCCGAUCGUCCUCUCUCCGAAGACUACCGUGGGCGAAGCCAAAGAGCUCAAAGAGAAGUGGGGCUUCGGCGGCUUCCCUGUUACAGAGAACGGUCAGCUUCAUUCCAAACUAAUUGGUAUCAUUACGACGAGAGACAUCCAGUUCCACCCAAAUGCAGAUGAUUCGGUGACUGAGGUCAUGUCGAAAGACUUGAUCACCGCUCCAUCUGGUACCACCCUUGCAGAAGCCAACGACGUCCUCCGGAAGUCAAGAAAAGGCAAGUUGCCCAUCGUCGACGCGGAGGGCAACCUGGUUUCUCUCCUCUCACGUUCCGACCUCCUCAAGAACCUCAACUUCCCCCUCGCUUCCAAGUUGCCACAUUCCAAACAGCUUAUCGCAGCCGCUGCGAUUGGUACCAGACCAGAUGACAGGAACCGAUUGCAGAAACUGGUGGAUGCCGGCCUGGACGUUGUGGUUCUGGAUAGUAGUCAAGGAAACAGCAUGUACCAGAUCGACAUGGUCAAAUACAUCAAGGAGAAGUACCCGCAGCUCGACAUCAUCGCUGGAAAUGUGGUGACUCGGGAACAAGCUGCGAAUCUGAUCGCUGCUGGCGCCGAUGGCCUGAGAAUUGGCAUGGGUAGCGGCAGCGCUUGCAUCACGCAAGAGGUCAUGGCUGUAGGCCGUCCCCAAGCCACAGCUGUGCAUGCUGUGGCAUCUUUUGCUGCAAAGUUCGGCGUCCCCUGCAUCGCGGAUGGUGGCAUCCAGAAUGUCGGGCACAUCGUCAAGGGCAUCGCAAUGGGCGCCUCGACGGUCAUGAUGGGUGGUCUCUUGGCCGGUACCACUGAGUCACCAGGUCAAUCAUACAUCAACCGAGAAGGUAAGCUUGUCAAGGCUUACCGUGGGAUGGGCAGUAUCGAUGCUAUGGAGGACAAGAAGGCCGGGGGUGGAGUCAAAAACUCCAAGACCAACGCAGGAACAGCGCGCUACUUCUCGGAAAGUGACCGACUGCUGGUCGCUCAAGGUGUUUCAGGAUCUGUUCUGGAUCGUGGUUCUGUCACCAAGUUCGUACCCUACCUAUUGGCUGGCCUCCAGCAUUCGAUGCAAGACAUCGGCGUCAAGAGCCUAGUCGAGCUUCGGGACGAGGUGAACAGCGGCAAGGUGCGAUUUGAGCUCCGGACUGUCAGUGCUCAAGCGGAGGGAAAUGUCCACGGUUUGGACAGCUUCGAGAAGAAGCUCUACUCAUAA